Messenger RNA from Lontra canadensis (Northern American river otter), 991 nucleotides. It is a transcript of the gene ACYP2, whose product is annotated as acylphosphatase 2. Gene Ontology annotation, molecular function: acylphosphatase activity. Lineage: Eukaryota; Metazoa; Chordata; Mammalia; Carnivora; Mustelidae. Bases 147 to 536 code for a protein of 129 amino acids. The transcript has 4 exons. The record is from RefSeq and is a predicted model, not a curated record.
GCCGGUGGCUGAGCGCUCUUUCCCUCUAGUGUCCUUAGCUGCCCCCGUUCCCGGCACCCGCCGUUCAUUUGCCGCCUUCCAACGCGUGACCCCGGCGCGCUAGCGUCCUGAGCCGGUGACAGGCGCGGGGUGCGCCGAGAGAUCCCAUGUGCCCCCUCCCUCUCCUGGCUGCCUCAGUCGCCGCGUCCCGAAUCCCGCUCCGGCUCUUCGGCAGAGAACUUGCUACCGCCGCCGCCAUGUCUGCCGCAGGGCGACUCAAAACCGUGGACUACGAAGUGUUCGGGAGAGUGCAGGGUGUUUGCUUCAGAAUGUACACAGAAGGUGAGGCUAAGAAAAUAGGAGUGGUUGGCUGGGUGAAGAAUACCAGCAAAGGCACUGUGACAGGCCAAGUGCAAGGCCCUGAAGAGAAAGUCGAUUCCAUGAUGACCUGGCUGUGCAAAGUUGGAAGUCCUAGCUCUCGCAUUGACCGCACGAACUUUUCUAAUGAAAAAUUCAUUUCUAAACUUGACUACUCAGAUUUUAGUAUUCGAUACUAAUAGAAGAGAAAUAAAAAUUUUAAUGCUUAUAAUGCACACUAGAUAUUCUUAAGUCUGUAUUAGAAUAUUAAUAGACUAAGUUCAAAAAGGAACUUUCUGUUCUGAAAGGUGCAACAGAAUGUGUUACUAAAAAUGUCUGACACAAAGUUUUACUCAACUAUGUUUUUAAAAAGUAAAAACUUCGCAUUACAAAACAUUUAAUAUGAACAUUUAAACUUGCUAAUGGAAUCUUUAAGUCUAAUGAAUGUUCUAGCAAACAUGUUAUUUGGCUAGGCUUAAAAUAAAGCUAACCAUUUAAGGAUUAUUUGUCUGAAAUGAAUUCUAAAACCUUCUGCAUAAUAUUUCAUUAUUGAAGUUGAGUCAUUUGUUUAAAAUAAAGACCCAGUCAUUAGAUAUAAAUGUAUGAUGAUUAGUAUAACCAUAAAGUCCUAUCAAUAAGGAAUUAAUUUUUAAAA